AGAACCAUUACUCCCCAGCGCCUGAAGAUGACACAUGUUCUGAGGGGCAGACUUUAUCUGGCCCUUCAGUCAGACACCAACAGCCGUAUCUCCCCGUUGUGCAGGAUGACGAGGAUAAGGUGAAGUGCAUGUGGUCAGGGUGUUCAAGUGUUAUCAGGAAGGACAACUACACUCGCCAUGUGAAUGAGGUUCAUAAGCGUCAAUUCAAGGCUGUCUGCACUGCUUGUGGAAAGGAGUUCCUGCGUCCAUAUAUGAAGAAGACCCAUAUGUGUCCUGGUCGAUAUUCCAAACGUAGUAAUUCCUAGACCGAGGAAGCUCCGUACAAGGCGU
Suillus subaureus is the source of this 330-nucleotide messenger RNA. RefSeq lists its product as uncharacterized. The transcript has 2 exons. NCBI's taxonomy places the organism in Eukaryota, Fungi, Basidiomycota, Agaricomycetes, Boletales, Suillaceae. The record is from RefSeq and is a predicted model, not a curated record. The coding region runs from base 129 to 305 and encodes 58 amino acids.